AUGCAGCAUCAUCGUAUUAUUUCAAUAACACAUAUUGAUGAAUUACAACAACUAAAAAGAAUAUCAAAUUCAUUUAGCAUUAAUGCUGAUGUUACAUCCACACGCUUACAAUCAAAAUUUUAUGAAGGAAAGAACGAAGUGAACAGUGGUGGUGUAAAAGUCAAAUUUCGAUUGUAUAUGUUAAUUUUUAGUUCUGAGCUAAACUCAAUACUUCAAACUGCCAAUGCUUCACUGGAAUUUCGUCGUGUAUAUGUUAGCAAUGCAGAGCGGCCCUUACUUUUACGCAAUUUCUUUUUUCCUAAUCGUCGCAUAUCAAAGACCCAUGAUAAAGUACUUUUUGCCGUUCAUACUCCUAUUCCAUCAUCAUCGAGUAAAUCAUUUCUUCGAUCAUAUAAACAAGCACGUCGUCGAGAUGAUUCCAGUGGUAUUGUCAGUUAUGGUACAACAGACUCAGAAACCGUUUAUCAGACAACGGUGGGAAAACCAAAAGCAAAUAAAGCAUGUGAACUAGUUCUCGCCGAAUUACCAUUUAAUGUAUUCACACCAAGUGGCCAAUGCAAAUAUAGGUUACAUACAUGA
This is a messenger RNA of Rotaria sp. Silwood1, 579 nucleotides long. Lineage: Eukaryota; Metazoa; Rotifera; Eurotatoria; Philodinida; Philodinidae. The record is from the annotation of a GenBank genome assembly.